Penicillium pulvis is the source of this 2286-nucleotide messenger RNA. RefSeq lists its product as uncharacterized. NCBI's taxonomy places the organism in Eukaryota, Fungi, Ascomycota, Eurotiomycetes, Eurotiales, Aspergillaceae. The record is from RefSeq and is a predicted model, not a curated record. The coding region runs from base 1 to 2286 and encodes 761 amino acids. The transcript is spliced from 3 exons.
AUGCCCUUGUCCGAGAAGAUUGGUGCUCCGAAUGUACGGGCCUGGGUCCGGCGCUUUGCUCCAGCCCAGCGCUACCAUAGCGCAACAGGUGAAGAUGCAGACGAAGCAGAGCUAGUUUCAAUCCCCAGUCAACAAUCUUUGAGCCUCAACUCUCAGAUCGCCAAAAGAGAGACGAGUACCCCAAAUGACCCGACUGGUUCUGCGCCUUUCCUAGAGGAAGUGACCAUCGGUAGUGACACCAACAAUUGUCGGAAAAGACCUGCCUGGAUCAAAGGUGUAUAUAUUUGCGCAUAUGCAACCGCCGGUCUACUGCUACUGAAUACCAUCUUGAUUUCCGUAGCAGGCGGACUAGCCUCAAAAAAUUCAGGCUCUGGAGGAUCUACAAAUUCAAAAGUUGUGUACGAUGGCAGCUGCGCCAUAACAAGUCGAUGGAACACAGCCCUCCAUUUUAUCAUCAACGUUCUCAGUACCGGUAUUUUGGCAGCAAGCAAUUACUGUAUGCAAACGCUUGUCGCUCCAACCAGAGACGAAAUUGAUUUGUGCCACGCAAAGCGUCGCUGGUUGGAUAUUGGCGGUUCCAGCUUCCGAAAUCUAUUCGCGAUACCGUUUGACCGUCUUGGACUUUGGUUGAUUUUGAUACUCACUGCCACCCCGUUUCAUUUACUAUAUAAUUCUGUCAUUUUCGAAAGCUUGUCUUACAAUGACUACUGGACAUUCGUUGGACCAUCCGAUUUUGACGCUCAACACAUACGAAAUCUGACUACUCCCGGAUUAGAGAAAUGCUUCGGAACCCAAGAAAGCGGCAUAUUCUUUGGUGGGUUGAACGACAAAGGUGACGGCCAAACCAUCGAUUGGGAUCAUAUAGUGCAAAUUGUUUCGGAAGAAAAGAGCGAGGCAAUUUCCACUCAGCAGUGUGUCGACUAUCGCGAAGCGACCGGCCAAGGAUAUAAUUUUCAAUCAAAGUACAAGGGCCUUAUUCUCCUCUCGAGUGAUCUGAGUAUCAAAGAUGGAGGGGAUAACUCUAUUCUUUGGAAUCGUGGCCAAGAUCUUGAACAGUCAAUCAUAGCUUCAUCGUUUGCCAACACCGACGUCUCCAACACAUCAUCUCAAGAAUGCGCCGUUUCACCUUAUUAUCGAAUGCUACCUCUCGGUGGAUGCUUAGCAUUUGAAGGCAAGACGAAUUGUCAACUGCUCUUCAAUCCUACAAUUGGCGUGGUGAUCUCACUAGCCACGCUGGUGAAGGUAGUUGCGAUGUUUCUUGCAGCCAGAAUCCAACGCUCUCGAGCACCUCCUCUUCUUACGAUAGGCGAUGCAGUUGCAUCCUUCUUACAAAGACCUGAUGAUACGACGAAAGGAAUUUGUUGGGCGUCCUUCCGGCGCAUUAAAAAAGACUGGAGGCGCCAUCCUGUAUUGUCGGACCAACCACCGCCCAGAGUGUACGGGCAUCUAUCACCGCGGAAGCAGUGGAGAAAGGCAUCUAGCCCUUUCUUUUGGCUAGCCACCUCAUUGAUUUUCUCUAUAGGUAUCGGCGGGGCGGCAGUUUUCGCUCCUGGCCUUACCUUGAACAUGUUUGGAGGUCUCUGGAACUCAGACAACAAUGUGAAAAACUUUGGCAUGUAUGUCAGCAGCAACUAUUCAGAGUUGAAAGGCGUGGUGGUCGCCAACAGCGUUCAGUUGGUCGUCACAGUCGCCUAUUAUCUCUUCAAUAGGGUAUUGACUGGCAUGUUGGCUUCUGCGGAGUACAGUUCCUAUGGCACUGACCGGAAGGCACUUCGUGUUACUUGGCCCGUCAAAGACAGCAAGCAACGCUCAACCUACUGGCUGAGUGUACCCUAUAAAUACGGGAUCCCAAUUCUGUUACUCUUCACGACAAUCCACUGGCUUGUUUCACAGGGUUACUACUACGUUUUGAUGAUACCCUAUGGGGCAGACAAUCAACCAAUGUACGAAAAGAAGAUUAGCUCGCUUGGGGUCUCAUCGCUGCCUAUAUUCCUUGCCGCGGUGAUUGGCUUCAUCGCGGGUAUGUUGUUGCUUUCUUUGGCAUUUCGGAGGCUCAAGUCGCUUAUACCGCUGGCGGGGACCUGUAGCGCUGCUAUCAGUGCCGCCUGUCAUCCACCCGAUGACGUUUGUACCGCCACUGCAGCCCACAGCGAGCUAAUGUGGGGUGAGACUAGUUUGCCAUCAGAUUGCAUUGAUGAUGAGACUGACGGGCGCGAGGUUCGAGGGCACUGCAGCUUUACGCCAUUAGAUGCAAGGCAGCCUUCAUUGGAAAAGUUGUAUUCUUAG